Saimiri boliviensis boliviensis (Bolivian squirrel monkey) is the source of this 2463-nucleotide messenger RNA. The record is from RefSeq and is a predicted model, not a curated record. Lineage: Eukaryota; Metazoa; Chordata; Mammalia; Primates; Cebidae.
CCCACCACGGGGUGAGGAAGACGAGCUACACUGUGAUGCAGCUGCCCUGCACGCAGCCACAUUGUGGGCUGGAGAUGCCACUGUCCUGCUCGGUUUAAUGAUCAAUUAGUUCCCUGCCAGGAAGCCCUUUCUGACCUGGUUUGCCCCUCAGUCCCUCCGGCUCGGACCUGGUGCUUGCAGCAGGACAGCCAUGGCCGCCAACGCCACCAGCGACCUCCACGCUCCCGGGACGCAGCUGAGCGUGUCUGACAUCAUCGUCAUCACCGUGUAUUUUGCUCUGAAUGUGGCCGUGGGCAUAUGGUCCUCUUGUCGGGCCAGCAGGAACACGGUGAAUGGAUACUUCUUGGCAGGCCGGGACAUGACAUGGUGGCCGAUCGGAGCCUCCCUCUUUGCCAGCAGCGAGGGCUCUGGCCUCUUCAUUGGACUGGCAGGCUCAGGCGCUGCAGGAGGUGUGGCCGUGGCAGGCUUCGAGUGGCAUGCCACGUACGUGCUGCUGGCGCUGGCGUGGGUGUUCGUACCCAUCUACAUCUCCUCGGAAAUCGUCACCUUACCUGAGUACAUUCAGAAGCGCUACGGAGGCCAGCGGAUCCGCGUGUACCUGUCAGUCCUGUCGCUGCUAAUGUCUGUCUUCACCAAGAUAUCGCUGGACCUGUACGCGGGGGCUCUGUUUGUGCACAUCUGCCUGGGCUGGAACUUCUACCUCUCCACUGUCCUCACGCUCGCCAUCACGGCCCUGUACACCAUCGCAGGUAUGGCACCCACGGCAGGGAAGUCUAGCCAGGAGACGCGUAAAGGGGACAGAAGACCACUUCCCCCUACAGGCCCAAGGGAGCAGCCCGGGGGGUGGCCCCAGCAGGAGCCCUGGAAGUCCCUCCUUGAGCCCUUCCUCCCUGGGCCCAGGGCCCCUCCAGCAACCUUGCUUCCACCUGCAGGGGGCCUGGCCGCUGUCAUCUACACAGACGCCCUGCAGACACUCAUCAUGGUGGUGGGGGCUAUCAUCCUGACGGUCAAAGCUUUUGACCAGAUCGGCGGUUAUGGGGAGCUGGAGGCAGCCUACGCCCGGGCCAUUCCCUCCAGGACCAUUGCCAACACCACCUGCCACCUGCCGCGUGCAGACGCCAUGCACAUGUUUCGAGACCCCCACACAGGGGACCUGCCAUGGACCGGGAUGACCUUCGGCCUGACCAUCAUGGCCACCUGGUACUGGUGCACCGACCAGGUCAUCGUGCAGCGGUCACUGUCGGCCCGGGACCUGAACCAUGCCAAGGCGGGCUCCAUCCUGGCCAGCUACCUCAAGAUGCUCCCCAUGGGCCUGAUCAUCAUGCCAGGAAUGAUCAGCCGUGCGCUGUUCCCAGGUGCCCAUAUCUAUGGGGAGAGACACCAAGUGUCCCUCUCUCGCGCAGAUGACGUGGGCUGCGUGGUGCCAUCGGAGUGCCUGCGGGCCUGCGGGGCCGAGGUCGGCUGCUCCAACAUCGCCUACCCCAAGCUCGUUAUGGAACUGAUGCCCAUCGGUCUGCGGGGGCUGAUGAUCGCAGUGAUGCUGGCCGCGCUGGUGUCCUCGCUGACCUCCAUCUUCAACAGCAGCAGCACGCUCUUCACCAUGGACAUCUGGAGGCGGCUGCGGCCCCGCUCCGGGGAGAGGGAGCUUCUGCUGGUGGGCCGGCUGGUCAUAGUGGCGCUGAUCGGUGUGAGCGUGGCCUGGAUCCCCGUCCUGCAGGGCUCCAACAGCGGGCAGCUCUUCAUCUACAUGCAGUCAGUGACCAGCUCCCUGGCCCCCCCACUGACUGCAGUCUUUGUCCUGGGCAUCUUUUGGCCACGUGCCAACGAGCAGGGGGCCUUCUGGGGCCUGAUAGCAGGGCUGGUGGUGGGGGCCGCGAGGCUGGUCCUGGAAUUCCUGAACCCGGCCCCGCCCUGCGGAGAGCCAGACACGCGGCCGGCCAUCCUGGGGAGCAUGCACUACCUGCACUUUGCGGUCGCCCUCUUCACACUCAGUGGUGCUGUGGUGGUGGUCGGAAGCCUGCUGACCCCACCCCCACAGGGUGGUCAGAUGGAGAACCUUACCUGGUGGACCCUGGCUCGGGACCUGCCGUUGGUAACCAAAGCAGGUGAUGGCCAAACGCCCCAGAAAUACGCUUUCUGGGCCCGUGUCUGUGGCUUCAAUGCCAUCCUCCUCAUGUGCGUCAACAUCUUCUUCUACGCCUACUUUGCCUGAUGCUGCCACCCUAGGCAGGAAGGCGGGAGCCCUGAAUCCUCAGGUCCACCCUUUUCCUUCAUGGGGACCCCAAGGCCCCGAGAGGGGCAGAUUCUCCUCACAGCUGCACAACGGCUCAGUCCCCAAGAACCAGCCAAGCCAGCAGAGCAGGAGCCCUGAAAAAUCAGGGGGAAAAUGGGAAAAAAGAAAGUGACAUUUCAAAAAUAGCAUCAAAGCAGUCAUCAUUGGAAAGAAAAUUAGAUUUCUGAUGG